UUUAUAUACUAUAUUGCCAAAAGUAUUGGGUCAGCCUUCCAAAUCAUUGGAUUCACGUGUUCCAAUCACCUCCAUGGUCACAGGUGUAUAAAAUCAAGCACCUAGGCAUGCAGACUGCUUUUACAAACAUUUGUGAAAGAAUGGGUUGCUCUCAGGAGCUCAGUGAAUUCAAGCGUGGUACCAUGAUAGCGUGGUACUGUGAUAGGUUACCACCUGUGCAAUAAGUCCAUUCGUGAAAUUUCCUUGCUACUAAAUAUUCCAUGGUCAACUGUUAGUGGUAUUAUACCAAAGUGGAAGCAACUGGGAACAACAGCAACUCAGCCAGGAAGUGGUAGGCUAUGUAAAAUGACAUAGUGGGGCCAGCACAUGCUGAAGCACACAGUGUGCAGAAGUCAACAACUGUUUGCAAAGUCAAUAGCAAAAGACCUCCAAACUUCAUGCAGCCGUCAGAUUAGCACAGCAACAGUGUGUAGAGAGCUUCAUGGAAUGGGUUUCCAUGGCAAAGCAGCUGCAUUCAAGCCUUACAUCACCAAGUGCAAUUCAAAGUGUUGGAUGCAGUGGUGUAAAGCACACUACCACAUGACUCUAGAGCAGUGGAGAUGUGUUCACUGGAGUGGCGAAUCACGCUUCUCUGUCUGGCAAUCUGAUAGACAUGUCUGGGUUUGGCGUUUGCCAGGAGAACGGUACUUGCGUGACUGCAUUGUGCCAACUAUAAAG
Messenger RNA from Staurois parvus, 717 nucleotides. The record is from the annotation of a GenBank genome assembly. Lineage: Eukaryota; Metazoa; Chordata; Amphibia; Anura; Ranidae.